Molecule: messenger RNA, 189 nt
Organism: Mitosporidium daphniae
Lineage: Eukaryota; Fungi; Microsporidia
Exons: 1
Coding region: 1-189 (62 amino acids)
Source: RefSeq, a predicted model, not a curated record
AUGGGAUUCGAUGCCAUGGGGUUCGAUGCCAUGGGGUUCGAUGCCAUGGGAUUCGAUGCCAUGAAGAUAAGACACCCCUCUGUAAAUGUGUCAAACACAUGUUUGAGCGUGGAAGAUUCAGAUGAGUUAGCGAGAAAAUAUCCUUCACAUGCAAUGAAAAAGUCUUUUAAAGCUGUGUGCAAGGGUUAA